GGUGUUCAGAGCCAGCGCCGAGCAGGAGCAGCCGCGGAAAAGCUGCUGGGCUCCGCUGGGACCGCCGUGCCUGCUUCUCGCCUCGGCCGCCGCAGCCUCAAGCCGUCGCCGCCGCCGGGGGAGCGGCCGCCUAUUGUCUUUCUCCGCGACGAAGCUGCGGAGCUGCUUGGACUCGGCCCGCGGGGGAGCCCCGGGCGCCACACGUGUCCUGGGUCAUGAAACUUAAUCCACAACAAGCUCCAUUAUAUGGCGAUUGUGUGGUUACUAUCCUGCUCGCGGAAGAGGACAAAGUUGAAGAUGAUGUAGUGUUUUACUUGGUAUUUUCGGGUUCCACCCUCCAUCACUGCGCAAGUACCCGGAAGGUCAGUUCCAACAAGCUGGAGACCAUCGCUCCUGGUCACGACUGCUGCGAGACAGUGAAGGUACAGCUCUGUGCGUCCAAAGAGGGCCUCCCCGUGUUCGUGGUGGCAGAAGAAGACUUUGAGUUCGUCCAGGAUGAGGCUUACAAUGCGGCCCAGUUCCUGGCAACCAGUGCUGGGAAUCAGCAGGCGCUGAACUUCACUCGCUUUCUGGAUCGCUCUGGACCCCCGUCUGCGGAUGUGAACGCCCUGGACGAGAAGGUGGCCCUGGCGUUCAGACACCUGAAGCUGCCGGCGGAGUGGAAUGUGUUGGGGACGGAGCAGACUUUGCACGAUGGUGGCCCCCGAGAGACGUUGAUGCAUUUUGCUGUGCGGCUGGGCCUGCUGAGGUUGGCGUGGUUCCUGUUGCAGAAGCCAGGUGGCCGCGGAGCUCUCAGCAUCCACAACCAGGAAGGAGCGACCCCUGUGAGCUUGGCCUUGGAGCGGGGUUACCACAAGCUGCACCAGCUUCUAACCGAGGAGAAUGCAGGAGAGCCAGACUCCUGGAGCAGUUUGUCCUACGAAAUACCUUAUGGAGACUGUUCUGUCAGGCACCACCGGGAGCUGGACAUCUACACAUUAACUUCGGAGUCCCAGGCACACGACGAACGCUCACUUCCUGCAGACACUUGCACUGGACAUAUUUGUAAACUCAUGAACAUCCAACAGCAGCUAAUGAAAACAAACCUCAAGCAGAUGGACCAUCUGAUGCCCUUAACGACGACAGCGCCAGGUACUGCAGGACUGCCCACUGCCCAGGAUACGGAUGGGCAGUGUCUUCCCUGCACACCAGUGUCCCCGGACGGCCAGCAGCUUUCUCCAACUCGGGCAGGUACCGGGAGCCCUCCAUGCUGCCCAGGGAGCACUGGGCAGGUUGGAAGCGCCUCUGACGUGUCCAGUGUGGGGAAAAAAGACAAUACGGGCUGUGCGUCGAGGGAAAAAAACCAAGGCGUGGAGAAAAGAGGGGAAGAGGCGGAGCCAGCACUGACUGUGGAUUCUGGAACAGCGUCUGAUGCCAGCAGCUGCCUUCAGAGCAUGUCUGAGUGUGGAGGACGGGGCACCGGAGGCCUUCCGUCCUGCAGAAUCGGAAAUGAAGAAACUGGAGCAAACCCUGCUGUGGUGGCCGCAGACCAGGCGGCUCCGAGCAGGGCAGACGCGGUCCUGCCAGGAGUCAUGGUCCUGGAGCCGGGCACGGCUCCGCGUUUGUCUGGAGGUGAUCUGGUAGUCGAUUCAGCAGUAGGUGCCAGUGUCCCAGAGACUGCAGGGGAGACAGAAUGCGGUCUCGUGAACCCCAGUGCUGCCACCCAGAAGGUUAUGGCUGAAGCAGGGGAAAGUACAAAGGAAAGGUUUGAGAACUCGCAUGUCGGCACCGCUGGAGCCUCUGCUGUGAAAGGCACAAGCAAGCCUGUGGAUAAAGCCAGUGUUCCCACCUGUGUCGCUGCCACCGGGUCCCUGGGGGGCAACCAACCUGCUGAGUCUUCACUUGCAUUUAGUAAUGGAGAAACCUCCAUUGAAAAAACUGCAGAGACUGAAACUUCACGAAGUUGUAAAGCGAGCACUGGUGCUGUCGUAGAUCAAAACCCUCUGGUCGUUCCAGCUGCUGCGAAAGACAAGAUUUCAGAUGGAUCUGAACCUGACGCUUCCUUAGCAAACACACGUGAGGCAGUGUCACCCUCUGAUGUAACCCUUUCCCGGCCACAAAACGAUGUUAUGCCAAGUCAGACAUCAGAGACGAAUUCAUCUCAUGUUCCAAGCCCAGACAGCAAAUCACCCAUCUGUCCUACAACUGGAGACCAGGGCCUUUGUGCUGCCUCUGCAUGGCUACAGGACACAGGGACUUCUAGUGGUGCGGUGGCUGCAGGACAUCAUGGUGACACAGCUACCCCGCCGGGAAGCACUGCCGCAGGACUGCCCAGCACACAACUUCCACCCACGGCCGUCUGCUCUGAAGGCCCACAGGCUCGCCCAGCCACCCCUGCCCCUGGAGGAGAAACCCAGGAAGAUGUGGGGUUUUGUCCUCUAGAAAUUCCAGAUAAAGAGGGCCAAGAAGGAGGUUUGAAAUUAGAAACAUCUUUGACAAAGAUGGUCGUGGUGGUUCCACCUCCACAUGCCACUGUCCCCAAAAGUGACAAAGAAGCAGUACCCGACCAGGCAGUGACAUCGGGCAGGACUUUCUCUCUGGCAGGCAGUCCAGGCAGUGAAUCAGUAACCAGGGAUGACGCACUUUCUCUUGUCCCCUCCCAGAGCAGAAAGGGAACAGCAACUCCUGAACCACAUACCACUAAAGAUUGUAGAGAUGGCCGAGAUUCGAAUGAUCCAGAGAACCAGCUGCUAGAAGCCGGGACAGCAGGCCGCACCUCCUCCCCUGCUCUGGAUCUCCAGCCCAGAAUGGGCAACAUUAGUCUCGUAGGAUUUGGUGGGGAGCAAGGGGAUCCCUGCCUCUCAGCAGCCCCUGAGGUUCAGAAUACUGAGGGGCCCUCUGACUCGUCCCUGCUGUUUAUGGGGAAGGCCCCUUUGGGCCCUGAUUCCAGUUUGACUGACGAAGGAAAAAAGCUGGUGGUUCUAGAAAGCUCUGCAGCUCCGGGACAAGAUGACAAGGUUAAAGCAGUGACUUGCUCCUCCAUUAAGGAUGACGGUGUUUCUUCAGGGACGUCGCGGGAAGAGCAGAGAGCAGCCCCUCCUGGGUAUGAGGCACCGGGCGUCUGCGGAGAGCCCAGCUCAGCUGCCUGUGCCGGGGACAAAGCGCUGGAAGCCGGUGCUGCACAGGGCACACCCUCCGCCUGUCUGAACGCAGAAACCAAACAUAACAAGGAAGUGGCCCCACCAGUGUCACUGCUGACUGAAGGUGGGGCUGCACAGAGCCUGGUGCCACCAGGAGCAGGUCUGGCUGCAGACGCGAGCCAGGAAGCCCUGGGUGCUGAGCCCAGCCGCUCACCUCUGCUGCCAGGUGGCUCUGAGGCUCUUACUUGCAAUGGAUCUUUGGCUCUGGAUGUGGGAGUGAAAAACACUCAGUCCCAGGGCAAGAGCCCUCCUUGUGAGGUGGGUGGAAAUGUGCUGAGGGACGUGCCUGGGGACGUGCCAGGGGUUGAUGCCAUGCAAGGAGCUGCUGGGGCCAGAAGAAAGGAUUUACCAUGCAACGCGCAAGGCCUCCCGACUCCAGAAGUGCCGUUGAGCCAGGAGAAGAACGUGAUCCGGAGUUUGCCAGGCGCUUUACCAGACACAGGUGUGACUGACCUCCAGCGCUCUGCACCCCCAGAGAUGGUGCCUCUCGGUUGGGAGAAAGCGAGGCUGGAGGGAGCCAACCGGAGCUCUAGCACGGGUGCCUGCCAACAGGCACGCGUGGAUGAGGACGCACGUCCCGUCGCGCUACAGCCCGUUGCCAGAGAGCUCCCCACAGACACGGGGUCCUCACCCAGGGAUGACAGGGCCCUGAGCAGUCCCCCUCUGCCUUGCACCUUGUCUGCCAAAGCGGAGCAUCAGCCCACGAGAGCUGAGUCGAUCGAGGAGGCUGCGAGUCGCAUCGUGGAUGCCGUCCUAGAACGUGUCAAGGCCUCCGGAGCCCUGUUUACAGAGGGGCCGGUCAGUCCCGUGUCACCGUCCAGUCCUUCAGACUUGGGCCCAGGGACUGAACAGCGGGAGAGUGUGUCUGUGCCUGGGGAGACCCCGCACGAGGGCAGGAUUGGGGAAGAAGCCCCUGGGAACCGUGCAGGACCUUCUGCUGGAAGGUUGGAGCCAGAGAAGAUUGUCCAGCCAGCCCAAGGACCAGAGGCGGUGACAGAAAUGCCAGACACAAAAGCUGCCGAUGAGGUGGAUUUUCUGAGGAAUACCGGGGAGAGUUCCGUUUCCGAGGAGGUGGCUGGAGGGGACAGGGCCACUACGCCCAAGAUGAUGAGACAAGGCCCGAAGACCGAGGCGAUAAACCGAGAAAGCUGGUGUGCAAUAGAGCCGUGCCCUGACGCCACUUCUCUCUUGGCUCCCACCCAGAGCCCAGAAUGUGAAAACUUCCUGGAUGUUGGACUGGGCGGAGAGUGUGCCUCCAAACAGGGUGUGCUUAAGAGAGAGUCUGGGAGUGAUUCUGACCUCUUUCACUCACCCAGUGAAGACGUGGACAGCGUUAUCUUCUCCAAGCCUGAGGAAGAGCAGUCAGUCUGCGAUGUCACUGGAUCCAGUUCUUCCACCGAUGACACAGCGUCCCUGGAUCGACAUUCUUCUCAUGGCAGCGAUGUGUCCCUCCCCCAGAUUUCAAAUCUGAACAGGUCCAGAGACCAGCAAUGUCUCAAUGGUUUCUACAGCCAUGGGGUGGGAGCUGAGGGUAGGGAGAGUGAGAGUGACCCCGCCGGCUCAGGGGACAUGGAAGAGGAGGAGAUGGACAGCAUCACCGAAGUACCUGCCAACUGCUCUGUCCUGAGGAGCUCCAUGCGCUCUCUGUCCCCUUUCCGGAGGCACAGCUGGGGGCCCGGGAAGAAUGCAGCCAGCGAUGGGGAAAUGAACCACCGGAGUUCAAUGCGAGUUCUUGGGGAUGUUGUCAGGAGACCUCCCAUUCAUAGGAGAAGUAUGAGCUGGUGUCCCUCUGGCGUGCAAUAUUCUGCUGCCCUGAGCGCUGACUUUAAUUACAGAAGUUUCAGUCUGGAAGGCUUGACAGGAGGAGCUGGUGUUGGAAACAAGCCAUCCUCAUCUCUAGAAGUAAACUCUGCAAACACCAAAGAGCUCAGGCACCCUUUCAGCGGUGAGGAACGGGGUGACUCUUUGGUGUCGCUUUCAGAAGAGGAUCUGGAAUCAGGCCAGAGAGAACAUAGGAUGUUUGGUCAACAGACGUGUCACAGAUCCAAACAACAGGGCUUUAAUUACUGUACAUCAGCCAUUUCUUCUCCGUUGACAAAGUCCGUCUCAUUAAUGACCAUCAGCCAUCCUGGGUUGGACAAUUCACGGCUUUUCCACAACACCAGUGCUAAUCUGACAGAGAGUAUAACAGAAGAGAACUAUAAUUUCCUGCCACAGAGCCCCUCCAAGAAAGAUUUUGAAGGGAAGAGUGGAACAAAAGUCAGUCGUACUUUCAGCUACAUCAAGAAUAAAAUGUCCAGCAGUAAGAAGAGCAAGGAAAAGGAAAAAGAGAAAGAGAAAGUGAAGGAGAAGGAGAAAGAUUCUAAAGAGAAGGAGAAGGACAAGAAGAUUCUCAAUGGCCACUCUUUCAGCUCCAUUCCUGUCGUGGGUCCCAUCAGCUGCAGCCAGUGUACGAAGGCCUUCACCACCAAAGAUGCCUACACUUGUGCAAAUUGCAGUGCUUUUGUCCACAAAGGCUGUAGAGAAAGUCUGGCCUCCUGUGCAAAGGUCAAAAUGAAGCAGCCCAAAGGGAGCCUUCAGGCACAUGACACAUCCUCCCUGCCCACGGUCAUUAUGAGAAACAAGUCCUCCCAGCCCAAGGAGCGCCCUCGAUCUGCAGUGCUCCUGGCUGAUGAAACCACUGCUGCCCCCAUGUUUGCUAACAGACGGUCGCAGCAGAGUGUCUCGCUCUCGAAAAGUGUCUCCAUACAGAACAUUGCUGGAGUUGGCAACGAUGAGAACCUAUCAAACACCUGGAAAUUCCUGUCACAUUCAACAGACUCACUCAAUAAAAUCGUCAAGGUCAAUGAGUCAGCAGAAUCACUUACGGAUGAGGGAGUAGGUACAGACAUGAAUGAAGGACAACUAAUGGGAGACUUUGAGAUUGAAUCCAAACAGCUAGAAGCAGAGUCCUGGAGUCGCAUAGUAGACAGCAAGUUUCUGAAACAGCAGAAGAAAGAUGUGAUCAAGCGGCAAGAAGUGAUCUAUGAGCUGAUGCAGACGGAGCUCCACCACGUCCGCACGCUCAAGAUCAUGAGCGACGUGUACAGCCGGGGGAUGAUGACGGACCUGCUCUUCGAGCAGCAGAUGGUGGAGAAGCUGUUCCCCUGUUUGGACGAGCUGAUCAGUAUCCAUAGCCAGUUCUUCCAGAGGAUCCUGGAGCGGAAGAAGGAGUCGCUGGUGGAUAAAAUUGAGAAGAACUUUCUUAUCAGGAGGAUUGGGGAUGUGCUUGUAAACCAGUUUUCAGGUGAGAACGCAGAACGCUUAAAGAAGACGUACGGCAAGUUUUGUGGGCAUCACAACCAGUCUGUGAAUUACUUCAAGGACCUCUAUACCAAGGAUAAACGUUUCCAGGCCUUUGUGAAGAAGAAGAUGAGCAGUUCGGUGGUGAGGAGGCUCGGCAUCCCGGAGUGCAUCUUGCUGGUAACGCAGCGGAUCACUAAAUACCCCGUUUUAUUCCAGAGGAUACUGCAGUGUACCAAAGACAAUGGCGCGGAGCAGGAUGACCUGGCGCAGUCCCUGAGUCUAGUGAAGGAUGUGAUCGGGGCUGUGGACAGCAAAGUGGCGAGUUACGAAAAGAAAGUGCGUCUCAACGAGAUUUACACCAAGACAGACAGCAAGUCGAUCAUGAGGAUGAAGAGCGGUCAGAUGUUUGCCAAGGAGGACCUGAAGCGGAAGAAGCUGGUGCGGGACGGGAGUGUGUUUUUGAAGAACGCAGCAGGCAGGUUGAAAGAGGUUCAAGCAGUUCUGCUUACUGACAUUUUAGUUUUCCUUCAAGAAAAAGACCAGAAAUACAUCUUUGCGUCAUUGGACCAGAAGUCAACAGUGAUCUCUCUAAAGAAGCUGAUUGUGAGGGAAGUGGCACACGAGGAGAAGGGCUUGUUCCUGAUCAGCAUGGGGAUGAAGGACCCGGAGAUGGUGGAAGUGCAUGCCGGCUCCCGAGAGGAGCGGGACAGCUGGAUGCGGGUCAUCCAGGACACGAUCAAUACCCUGAACAGAGAUGAAGAUGAAGGAAUUCCUAGUGAGAAUGAGGAAGAAAAGAAAAUGUUGGACACCAAAGCCCGGGAAUUAAAAGAGCAACUUCAGCAAAAGGACCUGCAGAUCCUCCUCCUGCUGGAAGAGAAGGAGAUGAUUUUCCGGGACAUGACCGAGUGCAGCACCCCCUUGCCAGAGGAGUGCUCCCCCACUCACAGCUCUAGAAUCCUCUUCCGCUCCAACACAGAAGAGGCUCUCAAAGGAGGACCUUUAAUGAGAAGUGCAAUAAAUGAGGUGGAGAUUCUUCAGAGUUUGGUGAGUGGAAGCCUGGGAGGCGCGCUUGGGCCGGCCGUGAGCAGCCCUGGGGAGCAAGAAGGCCCUGUGGGCCCCGUGUCCCUGCCCCGGAGGGCAGAGACCUUUGGCGGCUUCGACAGCCACCAGAUGAAUGCCUCCAAAGGAGGUGAUAAGGAAGAGGGAGAUGAUGGUCAGGAUCUUAGGAGAACAGAGUCAGACAGUGGUCUGAAAAAGGGUGGAAAUGCUAACCUGGCGUUUGUACUUAAAAGGAACAAUGAGCAGGUCGUCCAGAGCAUCGUUCAUCUCCACGAGCUGCUUAGCACGUUGCAGGGGGUGGUGUCACAGCAGGACAGCUACAUCGAGGACCAGAAGCUGCUGCUGACGGAGCGUGCGCUGACGCGGAGCUCGUCCCGCCCCAGCUCCCUCAUCGAGCAGGAGAAGCAGCGCAGCCUGGAGAAGCAGCGCCAGGACCUGGCCAACCUGCAGCGGCAGCAGGCGCAGCACCUGGAGGAGAAGCGCCGGCGGGAGCGCGAGUGGGAGGCCCGCGAGGGGGCGCUGCAGGAGCGCGAGGCCCGGCUGGCGCAGCGCGAGGCGGAGGUGCGCCGGGGGCAGCAGGACCUGGAGAGGGACCGGGACGAGCUCCAGCAGAAGAAGGGCGCCUACCAGUACGACCUGGAGAGGCUGCGCGCGGCCCAGAGGCAGCUGGAGCGCGAGCAGGAGCAGCUGAAACGGGAUGCGGAGCGGCUCAGCCAGCGGCAGAUGGAGCGUGACGCCUGCCAGGUGUCACAGCAACACACCAAGCUGCUGAGGAUCCCGACCUUCUUGCCCAACCCCGAGGAGGUCCCCCUGUCACCCGCACCUUUGAUAGCCAAAUCAGGGUCACUGGACUCAGAACUCUCAGUGUCCCCAAAAAGGAACAGCCUCUCUCGGACACAGAAAGAUAAGGGGCCUUUUCACAUACUGAGCUCCACCAGCCAGACCAGCAAAGUGCCAGAGGGGCCGAGCCAGAGCCCGGUGUCCACCCUCUCCUCCACACGCCUGUUUGGAUUAGCGAAACCAAAGGACAAGAAGGAGAAGAAGAAGAAGAGCAAAGGCGGCCGCGCUCAGCCCGGGGAUGGCCCUGUGUCAGAAGUGCCCACAGAGGGUGAAGAGAUCUUCUGCUGACCCCUUCCUCUGCUGGCCGUGUCAGCAGCCCCACUCCCUGCUCUUCCUGCGUGCCCACUCGCUCACACGGACACCCGUGCUCUCAAGCGUCCGCUCCUCCGCGCUGUCCCCGGUCCUGGGCCAGACGAACACGUGGUCCUGAGCGCCAGGGUGGGUAAGGAGGCCCCGGAUUUGUGACUGCUGGUGAAUUGCGGGUCGGGGCCGGCCCCACUGAGGGUGUCGCGCCGAAAGUGACGGCCCCCGAAGUCCAGGCGAUGGUUUUGGACAAGUCAGGAAUUCCUGAAACCUGAAUGUUUCCAAGUGAGGUAUGACACGCCGGCUGUCUUUAUUUGGGGAACACAACGAAAACUCAUGCAGCAGGUAGUUUGGACUUGAUGUGUGUACACAUACGGUCACCCGUCCGUGUGUCCACGUGGGCUAUGGCAGAAUUAUGCACGGUCUGUCCCAAAUGCCUGGUCAGCUGAGCUCGGCGCAGGAGGUACUGCCUGGUCCCGCUCAGGUGGCCUCACCCCUGCCCGCCCACACCUCACCCCUCUCCACCUACACCCCUCCCCGUCCAUACCUCACCCCUUUUUGCAUGUGUCUCUCGUUUCAUUGUAGAAGGGAUGACAAACAUUUGUGAAAACCAGUGAGAGAAGGUUUUAAAAAGCAUACGAUCUGCACCAUCUUGAUUUUGGGGUUUGAGUCACAUGCACACACACACAAGGUCUAAUUUCAUCGUUCAAUCCCAGAAGAAAUCCUAUGCUGGCUUUCUCAGGUGUUUGCCCACCAACUCUGGGCACAGAUGAAGUAGAGGCCUCCUCACCAUGACCUCUGCCGUGUGACACUUUUUGGUUGUCACUGACCAUUCAGAAGUGGCCACGGCCUCCUGGCAGUAUUCCUGAGACUUGGUGACGGCUGCCCAAGGGAAGCUGGGUCUGCCUGCCCUCCAUGUGGGAGCCAGGGGGCCCUGUCCGCCGCACCACCAGGGGCCACCUGCUUCCCCUGCAGUGAUGUUGUCCCCACCCCUAUACUCAGUGGGACAACUGGCCGAGAAGUAGGUUCAGGUGAAGGUGUUAAGCCCGUACAGUGGUUUCCGCCAGUACAGGCGACAGAAAAGGCAGGCCGGAAGGUGUGGCGUGGGAGGGUUCUCCUUCGGUCAGGAGGCGUUGGCAAAAUUUAAUUUCUAAAACAUUUUUUAAAACCUAACGGUCAAUUGGUUAUUCUCCUCUCCCCCUUGAAAAUGCCUCAAAUGCUGCCUGUGUUUUCUGUUCGUUUUUUCUCUCCUUUUUCCUGCUGUGUUUUGAUCUGCAUUUGCUCGCAGCUCGUCACCAGCUGGUGGAUGCAGGACGGUUCGUGAGAGCUGGGCCCCUCCGGCCCCCACACAGCUGCCACAGCGGUCGCUCCCUGUGAGGGGAGACCCUGGGAGAGUCUGCGCUUUACCUGUGGCCUCCGCUGCCUGCUUUUUGCCCCUCAGGAGCAUGGGUCUCUGGACAUACUUUUUAAAAAACAAAAAAAGCUGUAACUUGGUGCUCGUUGAUGAGUUGCAAGCUGGUCUUGCACAGGGAGAUAUUUAUCUUUCAGUUUAUUUGAAAGAGGUCUGGUUUAACAUUGUUAGCUUAGAUUUGUUUUAUUUAUUGUGUGUGUGUGUGUGUGUGUGUGUGUGUGAGAGAGAGAGAGAGAGAGAGAGAGAGAGAGAGAGAGAGAGAGAGAGAGAGAGAGAGAAGGGUAACACACCAGCCCCAAACGGUUUCAGCCAUCUGAUCACUGCAGAGUAAACAGCCAGCCGCUGCUCUGUGUUUGUCCAAGUGCCGUGAAGGCCCAAAAGAAGUUAAGUCUGGAGAAGGGGUCCUUUUCCUUCCUGCCUCCCACCCCAUGUCAUUCUUUGAUCGAGGGACGUCUUGCUUGAGAGUUAAGCAGCUCGCCACCUAUGAGCGAUAUAUGCCUGUUUUUAUCACGGAGAUUUCUUACCCUUCAGUACUAGACUUUAGGAACAAACUCAGCUGAUUUUCUCUUGAAACCAUGUGUCCCCCCUCCCUGACCCCCAAAAUCCCUAAACAGCAAAAAAGCUAAGAUGCUUCCUUUACCUGAUCCCCCAACAGCUCCGUCUGGUUCUCAGAACUGUGUGGAGUUCAGCUGUCUGUCCUUGUCACUUGCUCGAGUUACCCCGACACUUGACGUCCCCCAGAGAAGCACUCUGCCAGAAAGGAGGGCCCUGGCAAAUGCAGACAGACCCACGUCCUUCCUCACUGGGUCCAUGGGAGCCAGGCCGCUCUGUGCUUGCAGCAGGAAGGGCUUCGUGCCAAUGAGAUUUUCUGUCACGUACGCUCUUCACAGAAGUGCCGUGGACACUGAGUUCUGGGCUUGGCUGCACAGCUUGAUUUCAGUUUCAAACUGUCUUUUACUCCCAGCUUCCUGUAAUGUUGAAGCUGAUUUGGUGGUCUUGGUGGCAGUUUCUGAAAAUGGGGAUUCCACCCCCACCCCCACCCACUUAGGUUUGGUCAGGUUGUGGUUGGACAAGUUUAGAAUCAGAAUCAGAAGGUAGGCUCCUGCUUUGCUCAGACCGCCCACCUUCACCGAGAACGUGGUCCGCAGCACGAGAACCACUUCCCAGGUCCGCGCUUCUCCACGCCGCGGCUUCUCUCCCCUUUGCAGUUGAACUCAGGGGUCACUGCUGUGCUUCGGGCGCUUCCUGGGUUGUUCCCGCUGUGCUUGGGACUUUGACGGCUGCCCUGCCUCUGAGUCUAAGCCCUGUUGGUGUCUGUCCGGUGAGAAGGGGCCGUCUUCUAGGGUGGCUCAGAUUCAAUUCCCCGUGGUGUCCCCUCCCUAGGAAGCCAUGCUUCUCCAUCAAACCCAAGAAAUCCGAUGCCCAGCAUUGUGUUUUAAGUUUUGGGGGGACAGAUGGAGACACCAUCCAGAAUCCCCAGGUUUCCAGAAUCUAAUGAGUUUUCUGGAAGGAGGCUGUAUCUUCUCUCAAUUAUAUCAUCUCAGCAGUUGUCAUCCUAAUUGGGUGGCAUGUGCACUUUACAUGCUGUCAUCAGCUGGCUUCAUUUUUAUGACAAUCAACUGUGUUACCUGUUUCCUUUUUUGAAAAUGGAGAGGGUUACAAAACAUGCGCGUUGCCCUCAGGCAAUGUUGCCCCCGCCGACAUUCCGUCCUCUACCCCAGUGAGAGCUGUGGGCAAAUCCAGAGAAAAAUGUUUCAUUUUCUGAGAAGGUACGAAUCUUACCUUUUUUCCUCUUACGUCUCAGGGGAAUACCACUGAAAGUUGUCCUUUUGCUCCCUUUGUUACCUUCCCAAGCCCCUGGCCCUACCAGUAGUGACGCACAAAUCUUGUAGACCCUCGGGGUUUGUUGGACCGUUAUUGGUGGGGGGAGACAUAGUGCGGAGGGAUUUCAGAAAAUAGGCUUCACCUUAAAUCCAAGGUAGAACCAUAUCCAUGACCUUAGGGCCAGAACCUGACCCGGAAAUUGCUGUUUACAGAAGUACUUGAUAUUCCUUCCUUUUGUCUCCAGGGUUCCUUUUCUAAAGCCUGUUCUUUCUCCCCAAGGACUUUGGCAUUGGCGGGCAGUUUACUCCGGUGUUGACGGGUGGCCACUUGUGCCCAGAGGACAGCCAAGCCCGGGAGGGGUUAGAGAGACAGUCCUGGCGAGUGGGCUCCAGUGGCCAUAACGAGGGUGGCUUGGAAGGGACACUACCCAAGGGCAUCCACCCCCCGUGCUUGGACUCCUUGGAAUGUGGAACCCAGAAAUAAGCCCGUAGAUUAACCUGUGCAGGGGCGAGAGGUGUGUGGCUUGCCUUCCUUCAGGAGUGUUGUGACAACAUGACUGGGGUCGGUCCCAGCCCAGCGCUUGCUCUAAUUGACCCCCACCCCCCAUGAGACAAGGAAAGGGGCAGUGUUUGUUUCAGUUUGGUUCUUCCUUUUUCUUUCAAUGCAGCAUAACAUUCUCAGUUAAGCAGAGCUUUGGAAUCUGCUCCCUGCUGGCCAGGUGUGAAAAUGAAAAGCAAUUUUAAUGCUACCAUAAAGGGGAAAAAAGGGGCGCGUGGGAGACAAAACAAGGACUUCUUUCCAUAUCCUGAUCUGAUUGAAGUUGUGAAACGAUGGACAGGCCUUGAAUUAUUUCUCCAUCUUGCUAAGGUAUAAAGAUGUGCAGACCCAAAUGGUUCAACUCUCCUGCCCAGGCCCGGCUGACCUGCUUCAGACACCCGGUCUGAGCCCUGCAGGGGUGGGGGCUCACUGCCUCUGUGCACCCCAGGUUUUCACCCUGCUUGAACUCCUCCACCUUUUGCUGCCGCCUGGCAGGGUGGGUAAUGGGAGCUCACUGACGGGACUCGCCCUGUGGUCACGGUUCAGCCUGUGGUUUCCUGUGUGUCACUUACCCCGUGGGGGAGGGGCGCGGGGAGCCGCAGGACGCACAGGAGGUGAUUCCGUACCUCAUACCUCUGCUUUCCUUCGUUGUUUCAAACGCUGUAUGAAUAUUUCUGUGCUAAAUCCUAUUAAAUAAAAAGGGGUUAAACCCCAGAUGCUGUAUAUUGAUUUGUAAUUAUGUAUAAAGUAAAGCAGUUUCGAACUGUAAAGAUUCUUUUCAGUGUGUUUUCUGGAAUUUUCCCACAACAUACUGGCUUUGUAUUUUAUUUAUCUUCCUGUCUAGUUACUAGCUCUGGACUCUUGUAAAGUCCCCCUCGACCCUUUCAAAAAGAAUAAAUGUCCUUUACAUCUUGA
Molecule: messenger RNA, 13353 nt
Organism: Rhinolophus ferrumequinum (greater horseshoe bat)
Lineage: Eukaryota; Metazoa; Chordata; Mammalia; Chiroptera; Rhinolophidae
Gene: AKAP13
Product: A-kinase anchoring protein 13
Exons: 38
Coding region: 216-8651 (2811 amino acids)
Biological process (GO): positive regulation of canonical NF-kappaB signal transduction; regulation of Rho protein signal transduction; adrenergic receptor signaling pathway
Cellular component (GO): actin cytoskeleton; membrane
Molecular function (GO): guanyl-nucleotide exchange factor activity; MAP kinase scaffold activity
Source: RefSeq, a predicted model, not a curated record